Messenger RNA from Coffea eugenioides, 372 nucleotides. RefSeq lists its product as uncharacterized. The coding region runs from base 1 to 372 and encodes 123 amino acids. The record is from RefSeq and is a predicted model, not a curated record. NCBI's taxonomy places the organism in Eukaryota, Viridiplantae, Streptophyta, Magnoliopsida, Gentianales, Rubiaceae. The transcript has 2 exons.
AUGUCACCCUAUAGAUUGGUAUUCGGGAAGCUGUGUCACCUUCCAGUGGAAUUUGAGUACAAGGCCUUUUGGACGAUAAAGCAGUGCAACAUGAAGAUAGAGGAGGCCGGUGCCCAUCGGAAGUUGGACUUGCAGGAAUUGGAGGAGAUCCGGAAUGAAGCGUAUGAGAAUACAUUGAUCUACAAGGAGAGGAGUAAGGUGUUCCACGACCAAAAAAUCUCUAGGAAGACCUUUGUAGUUGGUCAGAAGGUUUUCCUACACCAAUCCAAGUUCAAAUUAUUCCCAGUGGAAAUCCAAAAUACUAAGACAAACAAGAAGUUUGUGGUAAAUGGGUAUCGUCUCAAAACACUAUUACGAGGGUUUUGCAGAUAG